UAAAUCGACAAUAAUAUGCGUGAAAAUGACAGUUUCGACAUAUCCGCGGCGGAAUGAUAUCUCGCACCAACCACAACUGCCUCCAGAAUUUGCUAGAACCAUCAUAGCAACAGGGACCUUCCCCGAGCCUCUGAUUGGUCCGCACGGUUGUUUGUUUGAGCAGCGAUUGGUUGCCGCGUUACAAAUGGAGGUUGUGAAACAUACAGGCGGCUGCCACUGUGGAGCUGUUAGAUUUGAAGUCUGGAGUUCACCAGACCUUCAUGUUUUUGAAUGCAACUGCAGCAUCUGCACAAAGAAACAAAACCACCAUUUCAUUGUUCCCAAAAAUCUCUUCACACUCUUACAGGGGUCAGAUAAUCUGACCACAUACACGUUUAACACUCACGUUGCUAAACACACCUUCUGUAAGACGUGUGGAGUUCAGAGUUUCUACACCCCUCGCUCCAACCCGGAUGGAUAUGGUGUUGCUCCGCACUGUUUGGAUCCAGGUACGGUCCGCGGUGUCACGGUUGAGAAGUUUUGUGGGGAGAAGUGGGAAGAAAGCAUGCAAGCUCACAAGAGCAUCAGAGACAUGUCUAAACCUGCAGAAAGUAAAUGAAAAGUAACCACUAUGAUACAAGAAUCAAACUUUAAU
Molecule: messenger RNA, 634 nt
Organism: Larimichthys crocea (large yellow croaker)
Lineage: Eukaryota; Metazoa; Chordata; Actinopteri; Sciaenidae
Gene: cenpv
Product: centromere protein V
Exons: 5
Coding region: 26-598 (190 amino acids)
Molecular function (GO): carbon-sulfur lyase activity
Source: RefSeq, a predicted model, not a curated record